AUUUAUUUAACUUCGGAAUAUAUUUCGUGUAAAAUUUUAAGAUGAAGGAUACUGAGGAGGAUUCCGAAGAAAAGAAGGAAACCGUACCACUUUCUGAUACAGAAGUUAAAAUUUUAAAAUCAUACGGAGUUGGACCUUAUGCAGCUCCAAUUCGUGCAGCCGAUAAUGAUAUAAAAGAAGUUAUUAACAGAAUUAACAAACUAUCAGGAGUGAAAGAAAGUGACACUGGGUUAAAUCCCCCUCAUAUGUGGGAUUUGGUACUUGAUCAACGUUCCUUACAGGAAGGAGCGCCACUACAAGUAGCAAGAUGUACAAAUAUUAUUAACCCUGGAACGCCACAAGCCAAAUACAUCAUCAACGUUAAACAAAUCGCCAAAUUCGUUGUGGGAUUGGGUGAGAAGGCUGCGGCUACGGAUAUAGAGGAGGGUAUCAGAGUUGGAGUUGACCGUAACAAGUAUAAGAUACAGAUAACUUUACCGCCUAAAAUUGACCCCUCAGUAACCAUGAUGACAGUUGAGGAGAAACCGAAUAUAACAUACAACGAUAUAGGUGGGUGUAAGGAUCAACUUGAGAAGUUAAGGGAAGUGGUUGAGAUGCCACUCUUACAGCCUGAACGUUUUGUACAGCUUGGAAUUGACCCUCCAAAUGGAGUUUUACUAUACGGACCACCAGGAACUGGGAAAACCUUGACUGCUAGAGCUGUUGCUAAUCGAACUGACGCCUGUUUUAUAUGCGUCAUAGGAUCAGAACUUGUUCAAAAAUAUGUUGGAGAGGGAGCCAGGCUUGUUAGAGAAUUAUUCCAGAUGGCGAGGAGUAAGAAGGCUUGUAUUUUAUUUAUUGAUGAAGUGGAUGCCAUUGGUGGUUCUAGAGGCGAAGAUGCAUCAAACGGUGAUCACGAAGUUCAGAGAACAAUGCUCGAAAUUGUGAACCAGCUUGACGGCUUUGACGCCAGAGGCAAUAUCAAAGUACUAAUGGCCACUAACAGGCCUGAUACACUUGAUUCAGCACUUCUAAGACCAGGACGUAUAGAUCGACGUAUUGAAUUUGGAUUACCAGAUCUAGAGGGUAGAAAACAUAUAUUUAAGAUUCAUUCGAGGACGAUGAGUGUGGAUAAGAAUAUAAGAUAUGAGUUGUUGGCUCGGCUUUGUCCAAAUAGCACAGGAGCAGACCUCAGAAGCGUGUGUACAGAGGCUGGAAUGUUCGCAAUCAGAGCAAGGAGGAAGAGCAUCUCAGAGAAGGAUCUGAUUGACGCUAUUUCUAAGGUCAUUAAAGGCUAUAAGAAAUUCUCGGCAACUGGUAGAUACAUGGUCUAUAACUGAUUUCAACUCAAACAUAUUUUAUCGCUAUUAAUCUUUUAACUAUUAUACUUUUGACAA
Molecule: messenger RNA, 1376 nt
Organism: Theileria parva strain Muguga
Lineage: Eukaryota; Apicomplexa; Aconoidasida; Piroplasmida; Theileriidae
Gene: RPT1A
Product: 26S proteasome regulatory subunit 7-like protein
Exons: 8
Coding region: 42-1319 (425 amino acids)
Biological process (GO): proteasome-mediated ubiquitin-dependent protein catabolic process
Cellular component (GO): proteasome regulatory particle, base subcomplex
Molecular function (GO): proteasome-activating activity; ATP binding; ATP hydrolysis activity
Source: RefSeq, a predicted model, not a curated record